Messenger RNA from Rubroshorea leprosula, 1638 nucleotides. The record is from the annotation of a GenBank genome assembly. Lineage: Eukaryota; Viridiplantae; Streptophyta; Magnoliopsida; Malvales; Dipterocarpaceae.
CAUCAAAACCCAAACCCAACCAUAAAAAACCCUAGUCUUCUUUAUCCCUUUGAAAAAAGCAGAGCAGAUUUCGAAAGAAAAGAGGGGCACGGUAGAACAAAAAAAAAAAAAGAAGAAAACUCCUAAUUCUUCUCCCAUCUGACUCGAAGUUGGAAGAUGUCUAAGAAAGUAACAAUUGAUUCCUUUUUCAAGAGAAAAGAGAGAAAUAGUGAUGACUAUGGCACACAAUCUAUUCUGGUAACACCAAUUUCAAAUCUCGAGUCUGUGCCUAAUAUAGAAAAUUUUGUUCAACUUCAGCCAAAUACAAUGCCUAAUUUGGAACAACCUCCAUCCAAAGUUUUGAAAAUUGGACAAAACAUUGAUAUUGCUUCCUUGGAACGUGAUCCUGGCAUACAUCCAAAAAUUUCAAAUUACCCUAUCAAUCAACAGGAUGAAAUUCGUAGGGCAUACAUACAAUUUGGUCCCUAUCGAAACAACCCACAAGUUUAUCCACUUUUUGGUCCAAACAAAAAUCUUCAUCGAUUUCAAGCUUAUUGGUUGGAAAGAUUUCCUUGGUUAGAAUAUUCACCUGCAAAGGAUGCUGCCUUUUGCUUUCCUUGCUAUUUGUUUGCAAAAAAACCAAGUGGGAAACAAGGAGGGGUAGAGACAUUUACUUCAAUCGGAUUCAAAAAAUGGAAAAAAGUCAACAAUGGGGAUAAAUGUAAAUUUUUAGCUCACAUGGGAAAGGAUCCAAAUUCAAUUCACAAUAUUGCUGUUAAAUGCCUUGAAGAUUUUAAGAAUCAGUCUUGUCAUGUUGAAAAGGUGUUAGACAAACAAAGCUCACAACAAAUUGAGAAGAACCAGUUGUGUCUCAAAACUUCUAUUGAUGUUGUUAGAUGGUUAACUUUUCAAGCUUGUGCUUUCAGAGGGCAUGAUGAAAGCUUGGAUUCAAAAAACCGUGGUAAUUUUCUUGAGAUGAUCAAUCUUUUGACUUCUUAUAAUAAGGAAGUGAAUGAAGUUGUUUUAGAGAAUGCCCCACAAAAUGCAAAAUAUACAUCUCCAACCAUUCAAAAGGAGAUUUUACAAGUUUUUGCUAGAAAGGUUCAAGCUGAAAUUUGUAAAGAGAUUGGUGAUGCAAAAUUUUGUUUAAUUGUUGAUGAAGCUCGUGAUGAAUCUAAAAGAGAACAAAUGUCAAUCGUUGUUAGAUUUGUUGAUAAAGAUGGGUUUGUGAAGGAGCGUCUUCUAGAUGUAGUACAUGUCAGAGAGACAAAUGCAUUGACUCUUAAACAAGAGAUUUGUUUUGUUUUAUCCCAUCACAAUCUUAGCAUUCAAAAUGUUCGAGGUCAAGGGUAUGAUGGAGCUAGUAAUAUGCAUGGAGAAUGGAAUGGAUUACAAGCUUUAAUUCUUCAAGAAUGUCCUUAUGCUUAUUAUGUGCAUUGCUUAGCUCAUCAAUUACAAUUAGCCCUUAUUGCUGCAGCUAGAGAAGCACCUGAUGUUCAUGCUUUUUUUUCAGAAUUUGACUUCUAUAAUUAACAUUGCCAGUUCUUCUUGCAAGCAUCAUGAUGAGUUGCAAGCUACAUAUGCACUUGAAAUUGCUCGUUUAGUUGAAAUUAAUGAGAUUGAAACAGGAAGAGGAGCCAAUCAAUUGGGCACUUUACA